This is a messenger RNA of Durio zibethinus, 1289 nucleotides long. The record is from RefSeq and is a predicted model, not a curated record. Lineage: Eukaryota; Viridiplantae; Streptophyta; Magnoliopsida; Malvales; Malvaceae.
GUUAUUUCUCUUACUAGGGGGAAUAAUCUCUUAAGAUUUUAAUUUUAUUUUAUUUAAAAAAAUUGCAAAAUUUUGUUUAUUUAUUUUACAAAUAGUGAAAGUGGUGGGGUAGGGCUGGCCUUAAUUAAAGGCCUAAUCAACUUUCUUGGGCCUUAACAGGUUGGCCCAUUAACAUUAACAAACUCGUCUUCCUCUUACCCAUUUCCUCGCUCUUCACUGCCGGCUCUCUACUCUGUAGGGUUUAGCAAAAACCAGCUCUUCAACGGAAAAAAAAAGAAAGAAAAAAGAAUGGCGACUAAAUCCGUAAUUAGAACCGGAGCUUUGCUGAUGAACCGGCUGAUAGCGAAUCCAGUUCUCAAUCCGAAUCCGAUUUCUAACCACCGAGUCGCCAAUCAAGGCUUUCAAAUCACUCCUCAGCUGUUCCCGUCUCUCUCGAAGCCGAAACCUGCUCUCCAUUUGCCCCCAAACGACGCCGAUUCCCUCUCUAAAGUCUCCUCUCUCGGGUUUCUCUAUCCCACUGGCCUUCCUUCUCUCCGCUUCUUCCUGCCCGACGGAGAUUCAUCUAGUGAGCCAGUGCUCUUAUUCCCCAAAAGAACAUAUCAACCUAGUACCAUCAAGCGCAAGAGGAAUCAUGGAUAUUUUGCUCGAAUUUCUUGCCAAAUCUUAGUAGUCAUCUGGAGCAAACUUUUCUUGCUGUACUAUGAGAAGUGGUAGCAGAUGCUGUGUUCGAUUGCUGCCAUAUCAGCUAGAACCAAGGCUGCUGUCGAUUGGGUAAAUCUUUUCCCAAGUUUGCAAGUUAGUGUAUAAAGUUCGUAGGCCUUAGCAUCAAUCAAUUCCUUUGCCUUUUAACACUUCUCCAGUUCGUAUGAAUGGAAGCACUGAUAGUAAUUGCUCUUGGAGAAGGUCUCCAGGUGGUAGUACUGUUGCGGAGUUGAAGGCCCCUUUAGGCAUACAAUGGAGUUAUCUGGGUUUCAUUGUCAGAUGCAAGUCAAGCAAAGCGAAAUCUGUCUGGUCUGUUGCUUCCGCUUUCUAAUUUUAACUGCUAAGAGCCAUUAACAUUAGGCUGCAGUUAAAGCCUUAAAGGCCUUAUCUUUUGGGACCCAACCGGCUGCGUUCGAUUUCCAGUUUACUACCUGUGUCAAGCAUUGAUGACGUGCCGUAUCACUAGCGAAGUUGGCCUGCUCUUGCUUUGUCCUCAUUCUUUUAACCUACUUGAUUGAUAAUUAUCUUCAAAAAUACAAAAAUAAUAAUAAUAAAAAAAGACUAGUAAUUGAUUUAGCUUCUAUUUU